This is a messenger RNA of Myripristis murdjan (pinecone soldierfish), 2619 nucleotides long. It is a transcript of the gene thap11, whose product is annotated as THAP domain containing 11. Bases 301 to 1122 code for a protein of 273 amino acids. The transcript has a single exon. Gene Ontology annotation, molecular function: RNA polymerase II cis-regulatory region sequence-specific DNA binding. NCBI's taxonomy places the organism in Eukaryota, Metazoa, Chordata, Actinopteri, Holocentriformes, Holocentridae. Gene Ontology annotation, biological process: regulation of transcription by RNA polymerase II. Gene Ontology annotation, cellular component: nucleoplasm. The record is from RefSeq and is a predicted model, not a curated record.
AAUAUUGUGAAGAGGAACGAAACUAAACAUUCACCGUCGUAAAUAAAACAAAAAAUACUCUCAAAUCAUAUAGGACAUGAGCUUCGUGUCGACACAAACACACGUAGACUCGCUCAUAGCGCCACGAGGAGCCUCGCACUUUUGAUAGAAAAUAAACAGGAAGUUGUAAGCAUUGUGGGACGUGUAGUUCCGCUUGUAGGCCGCUGAGCUUGAUAACAACGCGGAGAAGAACGAAACAAAAAUAAAAUAACCCAAACUUCACUGAAAUAUCAAAUUUGCAAGCUCCGUGCUGAAAUAAACAUGCCUGGGUUCACGUGCUGUGUUCCUGGUUGCUAUAACAACUCGCACCGGGACCGCGAGCUGCGCUUCUACACAUUUCCUAAGGAUACAACGCAGAGGGAGAUUUGGCUGAAGAACAUCUCCCGGGCCGGGGUCAGCGGCUGUUUCAGCACCUUCCAGCCCACGACGGGACACCGAGUGUGCAGCGUGCAUUUCGCCGGGGGGAGGAAAACUUACAACAUCCGAGUGCCGACCCUUUUCCCCCUGCGGGGAGUCAAUGAGCGCAAGAGUCGACGGGGCAGGGGCAGGGGCAGGAAAGUGUCCGCAGCGGUCCCUGCCACUGUUUCGAGUUCCUCCGGUAUUGUCAUCACCAACGUAGUGUCCAGCUCCGCGGAAGCCGCCGAGGGCAACGCGGGCAGCGAGGCGGGCGACGACAGCAUCACCGUGGUGCAAAUAGGCCAAAACGGCGAGUACAUCGGCACGGCGCGUCUGCCCGCCCAGACGGAGGGGGGGUGCUACACCGCGAGCUCCGCCGACACAACCGGCGACGAGUCGGACGCCGUGGCCAUCGUCCACCAACAGACCGUGCAGUACCUCAGCGUGACCAGCAGUCCGCUGGACCACUCGUACUCACUAACCACAGGCACCACGUCCGCCGAGCUGCUGCGGAAACUCAACGAACAGCGCGACAUCAUCGCGCUGAUGGAGGUAAAGAUGAAGGAGAUGAAGGCGACCAUCCGCCAGCUGCGGGUGACCGAGGCCAAGCUGCAGGAGGAGGUGCGGGAGCGGGACCGCCUGCUCUACGGAGCCGCCACGGCGUUUAAUGUGCGGAAGAAAAUCUGAUGUGCGGAGGACGGAGCGACGAGCAGCUACAAAGACUCAAAACUUCAGGAGAUGACACCAAGAAAUCCGAAGACAGCAUAUCUAGCCCUAUUUUCUAUAAAACGUCGAGCGAUGACAAUUUAUUUUCAACAGUAGAGAUAGCUAAUUUUUCGUAGGCCUAUUGUAAAAGAAAAAAACCUUGGUUGGCUAGUUAUGUAUCUGAUGAUAAUAAUAAUCCUGCGCUAAUCACCUAGGAACAUUUUCAGUCCACUUGUGGGCUGCUGGCCUUCAAUUCUACCAAGGUCGACUACAGCUAUUUUACUGAAUCAAUUGAGAGUCAUAGUUGGCAUAAAGUGACAAAUGAGGAAGGCUUUCACUUUUUUUGUAAGUGGACUGGUGGGAGGACAGAGGAGAGCCAGACCAGCCAAUCAUGUGUGAUUUCUUGGCUGUUGAAGUGCAUCUGCCCGUUGUGUGAUCUAUGUGCCUGUACAGGGUCUGAUAUUUCACCACACAGAGGCUCAAAAGACUGCAUCUGAGCUCUGCCACCCAGUGUUUUAUGCACAGGAUGUUACAAUGAUUUUUCUGAUUUUGAACUUGGCCUGACAGCUAUGUCCUCUCAAUCUGAAGUAAACUGCAUUUGGAAUUGUGGCUGAUUGACGGUGACUUAUUUCUUAACUCAUCAGACGUGCCCUUGCUGUGAUGAUGUUUGACAGUAUUACAGUGACAAUACAAAAUAGGCUGCGGGUGAGCAGAUUGUGUCUAAGUGUUGCUUGAUCUCUCAAAUCACCUUGAAGAUUAGUGGUUAGCCCAUCAUGGCCAAAAACUGAAUGGGUGCUGAAACUGCACAUAUCUUCUAGAAACUGUUUGGAUUGUUGAUUUAGGUAAGGAGAGGCACAAACAGGGGUUUUAAGUGACUUGAGCUGAAGAUUAACUAGAGAUUUUCAGAUGUUGACUGCAGUAAGUUGUGGAAAUUAUGGUGAAAUGUAUCAAAAUUAAAUCAAACUAUAAUGCAUCAAGACUUGUGAUAGCACUGUGGUGCUAAGCCACUCAUCAAGACUGAAUUGCAAUGUUCCUGCCAUGUUUUGCAUAGACACACACCUGUUGGGCCAAGUUACAAACAAAUUGGUGCUUAAAGUUGUCAGGAGAUGAGGGCAGGCUAAAAGACAUUGUUAACGUUGGUUUGCCUGAUUGUUCGAUGGAAGAUCAUUUAUGGAUUUAUUUUACAAACUACUGGCUGCAAUCUGUGUUCACAGCCUGAUUUUUGUUUGGCAGGAGGCAAAGUGCCUGCCAGGUCAAAUGUUGCAGCGUGUCUCACACCCUCUAGAUGGCAGUGGGAUAAAAGCUUGCACAGUGGAGCUUUACGGGGUUUAUAGCUUUCAUUCUACAUAUGGCCUAAUUUGCUUUAUCUGUUCCUGUGUGCGUGUGUGUGUUUGUGUGCUGGCAGCUUGGAUGGUCAUUUGCUUAAUUGUGCUGACAUAUUUUGAAAUAUUAAAAAUGUUUGAUUUCACUUGAUGUGAA